This is a messenger RNA of Mangifera indica (mango), 1771 nucleotides long. RefSeq lists its product as uncharacterized. The transcript is spliced from 4 exons. The coding region runs from base 254 to 1534 and encodes 426 amino acids. NCBI's taxonomy places the organism in Eukaryota, Viridiplantae, Streptophyta, Magnoliopsida, Sapindales, Anacardiaceae. The record is from RefSeq and is a predicted model, not a curated record.
AAACCUAUAUCGCGCCAUUUCUCCACCCGGGAUUCUUCUCUGAAAUCUGCAGUAUUCAUCUGCCGGGAAUUACGGCAGGAAGCUACUCGCUGUCGUUAUUUUAUCAACGUGGCAGCUAGAAAUUUAGAAGAGAACUAAAUUAGCCCUCUUCUCUUAUAGCAUUUGGGGAUUUGAGUCUUGAUACGGGCAGCAACGACCUUUCACUGCAUACUAGAGGGGUAAGUUGUGGAAAACUGGUUUUCUUUGUGUUAAUAUGGAUGCUGUAAGUUCAGCAGUUGAGAAAGUAAAGCAGUUUGCAAUAUCAAGCCAAAAUUCCGUUAAUGGCCUUCUACAUCACCUGCAAAAUUCGUACAGCCGCAAUCCGAUUGAAAUCUUGAAGCGGUUGCAAAGAGAAGCAUUCUCAGAUUUGAUGAAACUCAGAGACAGACAAGACAAAGUUGAACGAGUGCUUUCAUUCUAUAAAACAUCCAAGGGAAGUCCAUUCCACGAAGCUAGUACCCAUGUAAGGGGAGAAGUUGAUUUCCUGGGAGCUAUAUUGAUGAUGAGAGACAUUGAUUCGCAGCAUUUGAAUGCACUUGAUAGAGCAGGAGUCAGGACUGGUAUAACUUCAAGGUUCAUUUUUGAAACAAGUCUUGGGCAGAAUGAUAGUCUUGUAGCAGAGUUGAUAGCCCGUGCAACAGGCAAUGGAUACUUUGGUGAUAUUUCAGGAAUCCCGCUUUCUCUUGCAAAACUGUUUUAUGCAGCAAAUGUUAGUGAUUGGUGUUCAGCAACCGCAAUCCCGGUUGGAGCUCAAUGCAGAGAUUUUAAUAUCACUAGGAAUUCUUCCCAACAGAGACAGGGCCUCACUUAUAUUUCAUCUUUCGAGCCACCCCUUUUAAGUCAGCAUAAUGGAAGUGCUAUUGGCGUAACAGUGAGAAAAUCAAAUGUUGUUGCAUCGUUAGCUCAAUCUGUUUCUGGACUGGAAAUGCCAGUGGGUUCUGACGGAUUUGGACAUUGCUUCAACACUUUUGGGCAAGUUGUCUGUCAGCUUCCAAGAGGAAUAAAACUCUCUCUUAUGGGUCUUCACCAAGUGCCGAAAGUACUGGAUUACCGUCUCAGUCUUGGAGUCCUCACAAUUCCCGUAGGCUUUUUGCAACGUCACGAGACUCUUGAGAGAACAGUUGAAGCAGAUGCUGCUGCUCCAUGUUUGAGAAUGAACAUCCCGGUCAUGCCCUCAACUAGAUCAAUUGCUCUGAAGCUGGAAUCAGAACUUGAUGAGAGUACAAGAGUUGGAGGUUGGAUUGAGAUGCAAAACUCAAACUACAAGCAUCUGCGCUGGGCUGUUACUGUGUCUGAUAAUUUCGAAGAUGACAUAGGAUGGGGUGUAAGUCUUAGUGGAAUUAAAAAUCCUAGAGGACGGGACCAAUACCAGUUUGAAUCUUUUGCAGAUCUUAGCUUAGGUAAGAGAUUCAAUUUGAAACCAGGUGUUGCAUAUGUGGUGGAUGGAGAUGCCAAAAUACUAGCCCUUAUGCUUCGAUGUAACUGGUCUCUCUGAUUACACCCUCCACCAAAUUCGGUUCCCUGGAUAUCAAUUUUCUAUAUUUUGAGUAGAUUUUGGUGCAAGAAGAAAAAGAGAAAAGUGUUAAUUUUUGCAUAAUGAAGAUUAUAAACAUUUAGCUCAUUAGUUGUGACAUCAUUAGUAGCUUACUCUAACAUCAAACCUUUGUGAUUUGUUUUUGAAUUUGUCGCCACAAAAUUUCAAUCGAAGCAAUUAAUCCCGUGCUCUGUUUUA